AUGGAUGAGGAAGAGACUAGCAAUCAUGAAAAGUCCCACUCCUACAGUCAACCCUCACAACAAGACUCAAAUCUGGACGAGAAAUACCCAAACCGUCCCCACAAUCACUCCCAGACAUUGCCGUUUCACGAGCUUUUUGAGACCCUGUUUAACCCUUUGAGUGAGCUCUCCAAGAAGCCCACAGGAUCUGCCGUUCCUCGGCGAAAAGUCGGGCCUCAUGGCCAGUCGGCAGCAAACCUUACUCCACACGAAAAACGACGGGAUGUCAUUGAGCGGUUCAUCUCCCGAUGGCGGAAGGAGGUGGGCGAUGAUAUUUAUCCUGCCUUCCGGCUCAUUCUUCCGGACAAAGACCGUGACCGCGCCAUGUACGGUAUCAAAGAAAAGGCCAUCGGUAAGUUACUGGUCAAAAUCAUGAAGAUCGACAAGAACUCAGAGGACGGCUUCAAUCUUUUGAACUGGAAGCUGCCAGGGCAAUUGGCUACCUCGCGCUUUAUGGCGGGGGACUUUGCCAGACGCUGCUACGAUGUUAUCUCAAAACGGCCCAUGAGGACGGAGGUGGGCAAUAUGUCGAUCGAGGAGGUGAACGACAAGCUCGACCAGCUUUCAAAUGCCUCCAAAGAGGACCAACAGCUGCCCAUCCUGUCGGAGUUCUACCGAAGAAUGAACCCCGAAGAGAUGCUGUGGCUGAUCCGCAUUAUUCUUCGGCAAAUGAAAGUCGGGGCUACAGAGCGAACGUUAUUCAAUGUAUGGCACCCAGAUGCUGCAAAUCUCUAUAGCAUAUCCAGUAGCCUUCGGCGUGUUUGCUGGGAGCUGCAUGAUCCGAACAUUCGACUGGGGGCUGAAAACAGUGGCAUUUCUCUGAUGCAAUGCUUUCAGCCCCAACUAGCUCAGUUUCAAAUGCAGUCCUUUGAUCGAAUGAUUGCCCGGAUGCGGGGUACACAAGAAGACCCUGUAUUCUGGAUUGAGGAGAAACUCGACGGGGAGCGUAUGCAGCUUCAUAUGCAGUCUGACAGCUCGGUGCCAGGAGGAAGGAGGUUUCGCUUCUGGUCGAGGAAAGCGAAAGAUUACACCUACCUCUAUGGAAAGAGCCUCGAGGACCCCAAUGGUGCCUUGGCCAGGCAUCUAAAAGACGCCUUUGCAGAUGGUGUCGACAGUUUGAUCCUGGACGGUGAAAUGAUUGCCUGGAAUCCUGAGCAGGGCGCCCCUGAACCAUUUGGCACGUUGAAGACCGCCGCAUUAGCCGAACAGAGAAACCCAUUCUCGAACGGAUCACGGCCGCUGUUUCGUGUUUUUGAUCUACUCUUGUUGAACGGGCACGAUCUGACCAGGUACACUCUUCGCGAUCGUCGAAAUGCCCUGCAAAAGAGUGUAACGUCAGUUCACCGUCGGUUCGAAGUCCAUCCUUACGAGGAGGCUACAGAUAAGACCCAGAUCGAAGCGGCGCUUCGAAGAGUUGUUGCGGAGGCUUCAGAGGGUCUAGUGCUCAAAAACCCGAGAGCCCCCUAUCGCCUCAAUGAACGACAUGACGACUGGAUGAAAGUGAAGCCUGAGUACAUGACAGAGUUUGGGGAGUCUCUGGAUCUGAUAGUCAUAGGCGGCUACUAUGGCAGCGGUCAUAGAGGAGGGGGUCUUGCAAGCUUUCUGUGUGGCUUGAGGGUCGACAAUGCUAGCUCUUCGCAAGGGAAUACCUCCACCAAAUGCUAUUCUUUCUGCAAGGUCGGGGGAGGCUUUACGGCGGCAGACUAUGCGAACAUUCGUCAUCAUACUGAUGGCAAAUGGAUGGACUGGAACCCCAAAAAUCCGCCAACGGCAUACAUUGAGCUGGCGGGUGGCAAUGCACAGCACGAGCGUCCAGAUCAGUGGAUCAAACCAGAGAAUUCGGUGGUCCUCUGUGUUAAAGCAGCAUCAGUAUCGAUCAGUGAUCAAUUUCGGGUCGGUUUGACAUUGCGCUUUCCGCGGUUCAAGAGGUUACGCAUGGAUAAGGACUGGAAGAGCGCGCUUUCCAUGCAAGAGUUCCUGGAUCUGAAGUCAAAUGUGGAGCAAGAGCAAAAGGAGAAGGAAUUCAGUGUUGAGAACUUCCGCAAGAAACGGGUGAAGCGACCAAAAAAAGCCUUGACGGUUGCAGGAUACAGCCCUAGUGCAGAGGUGAAGUAUGAAGGACCGUCAGGGCAUAUUUUCGACGGGUUCAACUUUUUCAUUUUAACGGACUCGGUAGCCCCAAUCAAGAAAUCAAAGGCGGAGUUGGAACAACUUGUCAAAUUGAAUGGAGGCAAGAUAUAUCAGACAAACAAGGCCGCUCCCAACACCGUAUGUAUCGCGGACCGAAGAACUGUGAAAGCAGCUUCUCUGCAAAAGAAUGGCGAUGUGAGCAUCAUCCGACCAUCUUGGAUCCUAGACUGUGUAAGGCAGAAUGAGAUUGAUGCGGGCCUGCCAGACUUGCUUCUUCCCCUGGAACCUCGGCACAUGUUUUUCACCACGCCCAGUAAGGAGGAGGAGGUAUUGACGAGUGUCGACCAGUUUGAUGACAGCUACGCUCGGGAUGUCACCAGGGAAGAGCUGGUCAGCUUGCUAGAUAAGAUGAGCGCGGACAAGAAUAGUUCCGAUGUGCCUCCGAGAGGCGAAGCUACCAAAAAGCUUAGAGAAAUUAUCCAAGAGAGAGUGGACGCAGGAUGGAAUCUCCCAUGCGGGUGGCUUUUUCAAAACUUGACGUUCUUCUUUCCCGACCUGACAACGCAGGUUCCAGACGCCGGGAAUUCGGAACAUCCCAGCUGCGGCUAUCGACUAUCUUUGGCUCGCAAUACAGCCAGAUUUGCAGGUGCCACCGUUGUCAAUGAUUGUGAGGAUCCCUCCAUCACCCAUGUGGUUGUAGAUCCGGAUACACCAUCCACAGAGAUUGCCACGCUAAGGAAAACUUUAUCUGCCCGAGCAGAUCAGAAAAUCCCUCACAUAGUUACCACGGAGUGGAUCAAGGAAAGCUGGGAGCAGCAGUCACUGCUUGAUGAAGAUAGAUAUCAUCCAAGGCCUGUUUGA
Aspergillus tubingensis is the source of this 3030-nucleotide messenger RNA. Its product is annotated as DNA ligase (ATP) DNL4. The coding region runs from base 1 to 3030 and encodes 1009 amino acids. Lineage: Eukaryota; Fungi; Ascomycota; Eurotiomycetes; Eurotiales; Aspergillaceae. The transcript has a single exon. The record is from RefSeq and is a predicted model, not a curated record. Gene Ontology annotation, biological process: DNA recombination; DNA biosynthetic process; nucleotide-excision repair, DNA gap filling. Gene Ontology annotation, molecular function: DNA ligase (ATP) activity; DNA binding; ATP binding. Gene Ontology annotation, cellular component: DNA ligase IV complex.